UUUUAGUUUACGAGAUCUAAACGGGACGGGCGGACAGACGGACAGACAUUUCGCACAAAACUAAUAGCGUCUUUUCCCCCUUUCGGGGGCCGCUAAAAAUGGCUAUCAAUCGAUAGUCUUCUUCUGAACGCGCAAACAAGCUUCUCGUCUGAUUCGACCGACACGGGCUUUCCCGCGCCUCGUCUAUCUCUCAUCAGCACGCCUCUCUCUCUUCCCCUCUCUCGUGAUAAUUUAUUUAAAAAUGUUCAAAGUGCCGUAAGUGAUAAACAAUAACGACGCAAACGCGUACAUCAUAUGCAAACCAUUGACUGGUUUGACUAGACAUUUCGUCAUGUGUCUUGCCAGCCCGUGACCUUUGAUACUGCGAGCUAAAGCGUGUAUUCCGUUCGAGGCAGGUGGCGAGGUCUCUAUCUCUCAUGGAUGAGUAUUUCAUGCGCUGAAAGAAAUGUUAUAGGCCUAGUGUGCUGUGAUCACGUCUGCUUGCCAGAAUUGUGUUGUUUAGUUGUUUUUUUUUUGUGAAAGGCAAGGAGAUGAAGGAUGGUGACUACCCUGCUGUAUGGAUUCAAACAAAAAAUUUACUGAUUCAUGUACAUGGACCACUUCAUUAUUAUGCAAAUAAUGAUUCUCUCAAUUCCUGAUAGAAGGAUGGAUUCUUAUUGACCUAAAUUAGGUACCAUGAGACAAGGGCAGAUAACAAAGUUGUUACUCUUUGCUUCGUUCUUAUGUACCGUCCUCAUAUUUUGGAAUUUUUUCGAUGGCGACACGGACAAAGUGGGACGCAUGGCCUUCAAUGUCACAGGUAUCUCCUCCAGUGUGACGGGUAAAUCUACAUUAAAGAAUGCUGAUAAAGUCCCCAAUUCUCCAAGCUUAACUUUGAAUGUUACAGGAUUUCAAUGCAUCAAAAAUGAAAUGGUCUUGAAAAAAGCAGUGGACACAAAAGUCUUGCUGUUUUACAGAUUCCCGGACUUCUACGAUCUCAAGAACAUGCUCGGCUUCAAAAUGUUUGACAACUGUGACAAGAAAUGUGAGGUGACCACAGAUGAGAAAAGAUUCAAUGAAGCUGACGUCGUGGUCUUUUACAGUCAUAUGUACACCGUCGACCGAACUCCGCCCCAAAAAGUGCCUGGCCAAAAGUGGGUGUUCUUCACAGUGGAGACCCAUUUGUACUCCGAAAACGCCCAUUUUGGUGAACCUCGAUGGUGGAAUAAGUUCGACUGGACGAUGUCCUACAGAUACGAUUCGGAGUUUUGGCACGGCUACGUUCGAAUGAGACCCAGGGUGACGCCUCUGUCUGAAGAUGUUAUGGAAAGGCAGCGUAAGAAUUGGAAGCAGAAGUUUGCCAACAAGACGAAACUGGUGGCUUGGUUUGUCAGCCAUUGCCCCACGGACAGUCUUCGUGAGAAGUACGUUGAGCAGCUCUCCAAACACAUUCCCGUUGACAUCUAUGGCAAGUGUGGCACCUUGAAGUGUGAGGACAGGAAAGAGUGCCUUAAACUUUUGGACAACGAUUACAAGUUUUAUCUUUCCUUUGAGAACUCUCUGUGCGUGGACUACGUGACUGAGAAACUGUUGAACGUCCUUGAACUCAAUACUCUGGUCCCUGUGGUCAGAGGCGGCGCCAAUUACGAUUCUCUCUUCCCUCCCAACUCUGUGAUAAAUGUCAAAGAUUUUCCCUCCCCAGAAAAGUUGGCUCAGUAUCUGAAGGAAUUGGCCAGUAAUGAAGAAGAAUAUAUCAAGAAGUUACAGUGGGUCUGGCAAUAUGAGGUGCUCGGUCCAAAUCUGCCAUUCUGCCACUUGUGUCAAGCUUUGCAUGCAGUCGGCCCCAUCUCUUGUGUUUACGAGAAUGUGUAUCACUGGUGGUCUCACAAUACUUGUCGUAAACCUCAAGAUGUUUGAAAAGAACUUGAGUUCAAGUCUCACAUUCCAUUAGGAUAGAAUCUUUGAAUGUCAGGUUGAUGCUGGCAGGGAAGGAGCAAGGAAGCACAAGUUGUGUCCUGGGUUUGCACCAUCAGAACGUUGAGAGUUACCUAACUUGAAGUAAUUAGAAAUAACUUGAAACAAUAUAAAUGUAUCAACAUUGCACUUCUGGUUCUUUAAAAAACUAAAAAUUUAAGUUGUAACAAAAAUUGGUUAGUUCCGGAUAGAAAAAUUUCGUUAAAAACAAUAUAUUUGCAUUUGAAAAUUCAAGAAUCAUGGAUGUUGAUUAGGCACCUAUAUCUUUUCGUGAAUGGAACAGAUUAUACAUUAAUAUAUUGGUAAAAUUAAUAUAAAAAAUGUAGUCUGUAAUUGAGAUAAUUACUUUUUAAUUUCAUUAAAAAGAAAAUAGGGGCCUUAAGGCUUCGAAGCUAUCAAAACCAUGUUUUAGUGAGCACUAAGUGGUAAAAGGAACCAGUGUACAAAAAUUCAUGGAAAUCCGUUUGAUAGUUUGUGAGAUCUCUUGAUACGUGAAUCAGUAUUUGGUAUAUAUAUAUAUAUAUAUAUAUAUAUAUAUAUAUAAGAUUGUCCAACAUUGUUUGACUUAAAAAGCAUUCUUGUUGCUUGGUGAUUCGUAUUUUUAUGUUAUCCAUAUGUGAAAUCCAUGUUAGUAAACUUACACCACAUUUAGAUUUGUAAUCUCACUUAUAUAUUGACUUUCAUCAUUGAGGGGCCAGCAUAUGCCUUCACAACUGUAGCAUUCUUUAGAUUAACCAAGUCAUGUGUUUGAGAGAUAGAAAAAAAUUGCUUGCGAUGAAAUCCAAUGUUACAAUUUGUUGAAUACUUUACAUUUCUUCUGAAGAUUAAACCUUUUGUUAAUGUACAUGAAAGGCUUCAGUUACAGAACACAUUAAGUUUGCACAAAGAAACAGCUUAUGUUGAUUGCUUCUCCUUAUGAUGGAAACUAAAUAGACAUUCUGGAGUGACAAACUUUUCCGUGUAUUCUCAAUUGACGUGAUUCUGCUUUUCAGCUUUCUUCUGACUAAGGGAGACUCAAGCCUUUUGUGAGAGGUCUUACCAGCAAGUACAAUCUGUCUUCAUUCUGUCACAUCAUAUUUUUUUAUUGAUAACCGUCUCAAACAAGGAAAUUCUAUUGCCGAACUGUGAGUCGAAGACUUAGUGAGAUUGUGACAGAGCGUCGAUUGAGGUUUGCGGGACAUGAACUACGCAUAAUAAGAGUUGCGAUGACAUGGAGACCAACACGAGGAAACAGCGCAAACAGGGACGUCCUCGUAUAACUUGGCGCCACACAUUUAUGGAGGACCUCAGAACAGUGGACACCAGGUGGGAGGAGGCUUCAGACAUUGCCAGUGACAGAUCCUUGUGGAGACACCUUGCCGCCCAAUACGCCGAACAGCGCGGGAGGUCGAAGUCUUAAGUAAUUGUGCACGAGGACACGCCUACUUGCAUCGCCGAAGUCUAAUCUAGAGCGUCUCUUGGGUCUGGUUCCGUUAACAUCUUAAAAGUUGUUCGUGGAAAUUCGUCUGUCUGCAUGAAGCAUAUAUAUCCGAGGCAACACAGUCUUCUCCGUAUCAAUAACACAUCUCUAAACUGCCUGUGUUUAAUGUUUGAUAUUUUCAUCCAUGGCGGAAAAAAAACUAUAAAUAGCUACAAUUUAUUUUGGUAUAUCCGGUGUACAGACUAAAGUCUUGACAGAGUUAUGUUUCUUUUGAAAGUUUUUUUUUGUUGUUGCACUAUUUAGCACUGCAGAAUCCUUAUUUCACAAGCUCUUCCGUUUAUUGCAUACUAGAAUUUAAAUUUAGGAUAAGCAUUAGAUUUUACUCUUUAGUUAAAACAAAUGGGCAACUAAUCAGCGGUAAUACAGGAGGUAUGAUACAAAGAUCAGCUGACUCACAUUUAAAAGUAGAACUCAGCCUUUUGAAUUUCUUUAGCUGGCGACAGUGAAUUUAUAUUGAGCGUACUGUUUAGUUUCUCGUGAAAAUCUCCAGUAAGAACAAUGGUACAUGUUGCUGAAUGUUACUUAUCACUUGAGACACCUUUAAACAUUGCUUGAUGUAAUCUCAAUGUGUGCUUUUAUGUAAAGUGAAUACAAUAUGUGUGUAUCAGACCAUUCCAUAUAUAUAAGAUAAUGUUAUUUGUACAUAAUAUAAUAUGACUUUUUUUUACAACUAUAUAUUUGUUUAUCUUAUGUUGAAUGUGAUUUAAAAAAAUACUUUUUCAUUUCCAUUUCAUUUACUCUUUAAUAACUUUAUUGUUCUAGUAGUAUUCCCUCCCCUUAAACUGACUAACCUCAUGCAGGCUUAGGGAGUGCCCUGUCUGUUGGAAUUUGUAUUAACUUAAUGUAGAAGUUAUUUGUAUUAAGAAAACCAAGUUCCACAUAUUGUAAACCAUUGGCAAAUCAAUGUGGUGUUGACCUUUCCCAACGAAAUCCAGGUUACAGUAUUGACUCCUAGAUCUGUUUUUGUCUGGACAUCAAACCGCAGUCAUCUCAUACUUCGACUACUUUCCGGUCAACUCAUUCCUCCUCAAUCAACCAUUUCCUCCUCAAUCAACUCAUUCCUCCUCAAUCAACCCAUUCCUCCUCAAUCAAACCAUUCUUCCUCGAUCAACCCAUUCCUCCUCAAUCAACCCAUUCUUCCUCAAUCAACCCAUUCCUCCUCAAUCAACCCAUUAAUCCUCAAUCAAACCAUUCUUCCUCAAUCAACCCUUUCCUCCUCGAUCAACCCUUUCCUCCUCGAUCAACCCAUUCCUCCUCAAUCAACCCAUUCCUCCUCGAUCAACCCAUUCCUCCUCAAUCAACCCAUUCCUCCUCAAUCAACCUAUUCCUCCUCAAUCAACCCAUUCCUCCUCAAUCAACCCAUUCCUCCUCGAUCAACCCUUUCCUCCUCGAUCAACCCAUUCCUCCUCAAUCAACCCAUUCUUCCUCUAUCAACCCAUUCUUCCUCAAUCAAACCAUUCUUCCUCGAUCAACCCAUUCUUCCUCGAUCAACCCAUUCCUCCUCAAUCAACACAUUCUUCCUCGAUCAACCCAAUUUUCCUCGAUCAACCCAUUCUUCCUCAAUCAACCCAUUCUUCCUCGAUCAACCCAUUCUUCCUCAAUCAACCCAUUCCUCCUCGAUCAAACCAUUCUUCCUCGAUCAACCCAUUCCUUUUCAAUCAACCCAUUCUUCCUCAAUCAACCCAUUCCUCCUCAAUCAACCCAUUCCUCCUCAAUCAACCCAUUCCUCCUCAAUCAACCCAUUCCUCCUCAAUCAACCCAUUCCUCCUCAAUCAACCCAUUCCUCCUCAAUCAACCCAUUCCUCCUCAAUCAACCCAUUCCUCCUCAAUCAAACCAUUCUUCCUCGAUCAAACCAUUCUUCCUCGAUCAACCCUUUCCUCCUCAAUCAACCCUUUCCUCCUCGAUCAACCCAUUCCUCCUCAAUCAACCCUUUCCUCCUCAAUCAACCCUUUCCUCCUCAAUCAACCCUUUCCUCCUCGAUCAACCCAUUCCUGCUCAAUCAACCCUUUCCUCCUCGAUCAACCCAUUCCUCCUCAAUCAACCCAUUCUUCCUCGAUUACAAAUUGUGACUGUUUAUGUAUUGAAACACUGUUUAUAUUGUGAAGAGGUAAUCAAUCAGGUAUAUAUGUGACAGUGUUAGUGACAAAGUGAACAUUUAUUCACAUUUAUGUCCCGAACAUUUUAAAAAAUAAGAUUUAACCCGAAUCAAUGGUACAAUAUUUUUUUUAAUCAUAGAACACUCACUGAUAUAUAUCUUCUAGUUACACUUGAAAGCAUUUGAUGGACGACAUUGAACUGUUGGUAUCCUUUCAUCUUUGCAACAGUAGCCCCUGUUUUCAAUUGGAAAUAAUCUCCAGGACUUUGUGAUGGCCUUGAUCACCUAACUGUGUUUUUGGAAGUUUGUUUUUUAUAUAUAUAAUAAAUACACUGUUGUCCGUGUUAACAGUU
Molecule: messenger RNA, 5882 nt
Organism: Biomphalaria glabrata
Lineage: Eukaryota; Metazoa; Mollusca; Gastropoda; Planorbidae
Product: alpha-(1,3)-fucosyltransferase C-like
Exons: 5
Coding region: 676-1896 (406 amino acids)
Cellular component (GO): membrane
Molecular function (GO): alpha-(1->3)-fucosyltransferase activity
Source: RefSeq, a predicted model, not a curated record